This is a messenger RNA of Chiloscyllium plagiosum (whitespotted bambooshark), 2724 nucleotides long. NCBI's taxonomy places the organism in Eukaryota, Metazoa, Chordata, Chondrichthyes, Orectolobiformes, Hemiscylliidae. The record is from RefSeq and is a predicted model, not a curated record.
CUGAUGGAUAUAUAUUCUGACGAUGUUGGAACUGGAGAUCCAAGUUUAACGCAUGGAGAUUGAACAUAUGAUGUUAGUGGACAUCAAUAUAUAGCGAUUUGCCACGCGAAAAGCAGACACUAACAGCAAGAGCAGACCUUCGUUUCUGUACAGUGAAGGCAGCUUAAAUAUGGCAACAAACGACAUAUACUUGGGGGCGGUGGACUUGCAGUGUGAGACCAACAACACCGAGCAUCACACCAUCGAGAUUGAGAAGGACAGGCUCCUGGUCCGGAGGGGACAGGAAUUCCGCCUACGUGUGGAGUUUAGAGAGCGGACAUACCUGGAGGGUGAAGACCAGCUGGCAAUGUUUGUACACACAGGGCCUGCCCCAUCAGAAGCAGAUGGGACUCGAAUUCAAGUGCUGCACUCUAAGCUGAAGAGGGGCAAAUGGACAUUCUGUCUCCAGGCCACUCCAGGAUAUGUUCACCUGGCUGUUCAGAGUCCACCAAAUGCCUGCACUGGCCACUAUCAAAUCUACCUGGUCCUUUACCCGAGUGGAGGUGCAUCCAUUCAACAGAUCACAGCAGGAGAUUUUCACCUACUCUUCAACCCCUGGUGUCAAGAGGAUGCUGUGUACCUGCCUGAUGAAGACUUGCUGCAGGAGUAUAUUCUGAAUGAGAAUGGAUUGCUCUACCAUGGCUCAUAUACCAACAUCUACACAUUACCAUGGAAUUUUGGACAAGUAAUAUUUCCUCUUAAUUUUCCACAAUCUAUCUACCACUUCUUAUGCAUUUUUUGUGUGUUCUUCCGAGAUAUAGUUCCAUCUUUUGUCAUUUGUUCACAGUUUGAAAAAGAUGUCAUUGAUAUUUGCUUUCAAAUUUUGGACAACAGUCUCUCUGCUCUUAAAGAUUCAUUGGCUGAUGUUGCAAGAAGAAAUGAUCCUGUAUAUGUCAGCAGAAUAGUGACCGCUAUGGUGAAUGCGAAUGAUGAUAAAGGUGUGCUUUUGGGAAGAUGGGAUGGUAAUUAUGCUGACGGGAUUGCCCCGACCCGAUGGACUGGGAGUCUCCAAAUUUUGCGCCAGUGGAGUGGUUCUGGAGCUGAGAAAGUCCGAUAUGGGCAGUGCUGGGUCUUUGCUGCUGUAGCUUGCACAGUUCUCAGAUGCUUGGGGAUCCCGAGUCGUUGCAUCACAAACUAUUCUUCUGCUCAUGACACAGAUGGCAAUCUCAAAGUGGAUCAGUACUAUAGCAGUGAAGAUUACUCGCGCAUUCCUUCAAAAAGGAAAGACAUGGUAUGGAACUACCAUUGCUGGCUGGAAGUAUGGAUGACCCGUCCUGACCUUCCCCCUGGCUAUGACGGAUGGCAGGUCUUGGAUCCUACUCCACAAGAACGGAGUGACGGCAUUUACUGCUGCGGUCCUUGCCCUGUCAAAGCAAUUAAAGAAGGUCAUGUAGAUGUGAAAUAUGAUGCUGCGUUCAUCUUCGCCGAGGUCAAUGCAGAUGUGGUUUACUGGCUGGUAAAUAAAGAUGGAUCAAAACAAGAGUUGGGAGUCAAAUACCACCAAGUGGGAAAGCAGAUCAUUACAAAAAGUGCCUACACAGAUGAACGAGAGGACUUAACACAUGAUUACAAAUACCCAGAGGGUUCUACAAAGGAACGGGAAGUCUACAGCAAAGCCGGAAUGAAAAUCAGAUCUGCCAACAUUCAGGAAAAUGAUUUAAGGAUCAGCAUUAAAUAUGCUCAGCCAAUCCUUGGAAGUGAUUUUGACAUUUACUUCAGCAUUGUAAACAAUGGUUUUAUGGACAAAGAUAUCCAUUUAACACUGUCUGCAACCACUAUAACAUAUAAUGGGUUUAUUUUAACACAAUUCAGCAAGAGAUCAACUACAUUUACAUUAAAAGCUGCCACAGUUCAGAAAGAAGUUUUGAGACUGAAAUAUAGAGACUAUGGUGAACAUCUCUCUGAGCACAACUUAAUUCGAAUGACAGCCGUGCUAAUCCCUAAAGGCACAUCUGAAGUGAGUCUCAAGGAGUGCGACAUCGCCCUGAAUCUGCCUCGGCUCACUGUGAAGGUAAUUGGUGAACCAAUCCUGCAUCGGGAGUUAACUGUCCAAAUAAAGUUUGCAAAUCCUCUUCCCAUCACAUUAACUGACGGCAUCUUCAGUGUGGAGGGCACUGGGCUCACACAUCUCCAGGAAAUUAAGUCUCCUACCACAGCAAUCCAUCCUGGACAAGAGGUGGUGGUGAAUGUAUCCUUCACACCAAACAAGACAGGCUUACGGAAACUGAUGGUGGAUUUUGACAGCAGCAGACUUCACGAUGUUAAAGGUUCCACCAAAAUUAUUGUCAGACGGGCUUAACUGACAGCCUCUGGUAUUUUAUUAAGUAUUUUAAUCCGUGGAUGAAUCAGCUAGGAAUCUUAUCUCUUUAGUCUAACAGAACAUGUGGUUGCUAGUUUCAAAUGUUGAUUAAAAUUACUGUCGCUAGUGCUUUAGCUACCCAACAGUGCACUGACAAUGUUGUAUUAAGGGAUAAGAUAGUUUCCAUGCUACAUGCAUCGGACAAUAUUUGCUUAAAACUAACAGAAAGCUUUAAUGCAAAGAGUAGCAAACCAGAUAUUCAGCUUUCUGCUCACAUUUGUCACAUGGUGAUGUAGAAAGCAGUACAAACACUGAGGUUGCUGGAAAUCUUAAAUAAGAACCUAAGGUGGAAAAUCUCAGCAGAUCAGGUAGCAUCUGUGGACAAA